Molecule: messenger RNA, 515 nt
Organism: Cuscuta campestris
Lineage: Eukaryota; Viridiplantae; Streptophyta; Magnoliopsida; Solanales; Convolvulaceae
Source: the annotation of a GenBank genome assembly
AUAAAAUAACAUCAUUGUCGCCCAUGCUGCUGCUGGUCUGGGAUGAGCAUUUCGUCUCGAAUAUCAGUCUCUAUGUUGGCAUCCAAAUUAGGAACCACUCUGUGAUUCAUCUCCGCCGCAGCCUCCUCUAUGGCCUUCCACGCCUCCUGCGCCGUUUCCGUCGCUCUGUCCUUCGCUUCCUUCUCGUAAAAUUCCGUUUCACGGCGGCGGCGGCGGCGGCCAUUGUUACUGUUGAUUUCACUUCUCCCUUUCUCUUUCCUCUCUUCAGUUACGACAUCUCCUUCCUGUUCUUGCUUGUUUGAGUUCUUCAUCUCCGUCUUGAGAUUGGGAUCCGGGAAGGCCAAACCUCAGUUCUGUAGCCUUAAGAUUCAAUCUUUCUGCUCUUUCUGAUGAAGAAGAAGCCAUUAGAGAAAUCAAAACAAAUUAAAAGGAUGAAGGCCUGAAAUUCUGUAAUACAUAGUUUUAUAAUUGAAAGCCUGAAUUGACUGAAAUAAAAAUAAAUUACACUUUUACCU